This is a messenger RNA of Myripristis murdjan (pinecone soldierfish), 3486 nucleotides long. RefSeq names its product BRCA1-associated ATM activator 1 (gene brat1). The record is from RefSeq and is a predicted model, not a curated record. Gene Ontology annotation, biological process: positive regulation of protein phosphorylation; DNA damage response; cell population proliferation. Gene Ontology annotation, cellular component: nucleus. NCBI's taxonomy places the organism in Eukaryota, Metazoa, Chordata, Actinopteri, Holocentriformes, Holocentridae. The transcript is spliced from 12 exons. Bases 312 to 3047 code for a protein of 911 amino acids.
UGCUGCGGCAGGGAAUGGAGCUACAAAACAUGGCGACCGCCCACAGCAUAGGAACUUCAUGUAGUGCUCUCCAUCCGCGCCAUUAUAGAUCGAUGAAAAGUUGCAGUUACCGCAUUUAACGACUGUCCACUUGUUCUCGGAAAGAAGGAAGCCACGCACCGGUAGCUCCGAAAGUAUUUCCCGCGAGACGGACAUAUUCGUGACAAUACAAAGUGAAAAAAACUGCGUUUAGACGAAUAUUUUCUUUACUAUUGUGAUGCCUGGGAAGAACCGGGUUCAUUCAUUUCUAGCCAUACAGGCUUAUCAGCACCAUGGACAGGGAGUGUGUGGCGCUGCUGCCACGUGUGUGUGAGGUGUUGGCGGAGUCAGGGAAGUCUCUGCCUGAUGACACCAGCCUGGAGAAACUACUGGACUGGUUCACAGGGCUCGCCAAGGCUGGAGCAUCACUUUUGGAGGUCUGCCCAUGUCUGCUUGAAUUCAUAUCCACUGUCAUAUACAACACCGAUGCAGAUCCCAGUGUCCUCUCCUUCACUCUCAAACUCACUGGCUUAAUGGCUGCCAGUGAAGACGGCUUUAAAAUGUUAAAGGAGUGCUCCAUCCUCAGGCAGGCGUAUGACAUUCAACACUGGCAGGACGCAGGGCUGUGGGAGGAUCCCUGCAUACGCAUUGGCUGGAUCCAGGGAUUAAGGAGCAUGCUGCAGCAUCCAAUGGCUCUCCACUUCCUGGUUGAAACAGACUUUACCAGGCACCUCCUACAACUCCAGACGGAUGCAAGUCUAUUUGUUGCCUCAGCCGCCAAUCAGGUGCUUGCCCACAUUCUGGUCUUCUUUCAGCCACUCUCAUCUGAUGAUGUGGAAAAGAAAGAGGAGAAGGAAAUGAGGACAUACGCCUGCAUCAAAGCACCCAUUGCUAUGGACACAGAUAUAGAACAUCUGGCUGUCGCCAUGGAAACCAGCCACGAGUACAUUGCUGUGACCACGGCAAUCUCAGAUCACCUCAAGGUGUCACUGGUCCCUAAGGAAAAUGCACAGUUCCAUCAGAGCCUCCAGAGCCUCAAGCUGCUGGCCCUGCUGCUGGCCCAGGCCAAACCUCCUCUUGAGGAUACGCUGCUCAGGACAGUCCUAGGCUCUCUGGAGGCCCUGGUGAAAGCAGAGUAUAGUCAGCUCACCCUGCCUUUAAUGGAUGUCCUGCUGACUGCAUGCAGCCACUGCAACACUGAUGAACACGUCACAGACCAGACAGUCAGCUGCCUUCUAUCAUCCAUGCUGGAUACCAGCAAACCCUCUGACCUCAUUCAGGCUGCUGCAGCCGUUCUCCGCAGAGGCCACCGUGACAUCAUACACUCUGCCAAGGCUGUGGGAAUACUACUGCUGCCCUUAGACAUUAUCACUGGACAGACUCUACUGAGCACACACUCAGAGGAACAGCGCUUUUCAGUGGAAGAACUGCUGAAGAGUAAAACCUCCUGUAUCUCCAUGCUCUGUGUCAGUCUGAUGAACACACCACAGAUCACACUCAUGCCCCCUGACUUCCUGCCCUGUCCCCCAGUGACAGUUGUCACUGCUGUUUUGUCACUGCUGAGGAUCUGCAGUGGCCACGCCCCCUCAUCAUCCAUUGGAUCUAGUAAGACAUGCAGGAAUAUCAUUGGCAAUGGCAAGGUUCAGAGAUGUGGCUUAGAGGCUCUGACAGCUCUCAGCACCAGCCCAGGAGGAAAGGAGAAGAUGAGCGAGGUCUUCACAGUUCUGAUACAGUAUCUACAAAACCCAGACUCUGAUCCCACUGUAAUACAGAAGUCCUACCAGGCACUGGUGAAGUGGAUGGGUGUGUGUACAGAUAUUUCCUCUAUGCGAGACCAACUCACACAAGAUCUGCUGGAGGUAGUGAAGAAGCGUAUGUGUGACAUGCAUUGGGAAGUUAGAGACUCAACUGUGGAGUUUCUGGGACAGCUGGGAGGUGUGUGUACCUCUACAAAACCAGACCAAGUAGUGUGUGUGUCUGAGGCUCUGCUCGGCUGUAGUACAGUUCCUCUCCUCAUAGAGGCGCUGUGUGAUUCAGAGAGUUAUGUGAGAGCCAGCACCAUCUCUGCGCUGGCACAAACACUGGCACACAGCUGGCAGCAGGGGGCAGCAGUCACACAGGAGCAGACUGAUAUAGUCAUCCGGCUGUUGGACAUCCUCUCCAACGACACAGAGGGCUUUGCCAGAAGAGCGGUCGUACAAUAUUUCACCGCCUGGUUCUCUUCGUACUCAUCAAACACACUUCCAUUGUCAUCUUCCUCUUCCUCCCUCCUGAUGAAGUCUGUGCACUCUGUCCUGUCUCAAGGCAGCGCUGACCUGGACUGGGAGGUCAAGCUUCACACCCUGCAGCUGGCCCAGCUCCUGCUGGACAAAGCACUUCCGGGUCUCCAGGGGUCCCGGCUAGAUUCAGACACACACACCACCCCACCCACGCCUAGUCUGAAUAACCUGCCGCACCCUUAUGCUGUAGGCUCUGACCAGGCCUACACACUACACACACACACUGGAGCACAGACACACACAGACCCAGCAGGUGAAGGAGGGUGCAGGGAGAGUAUGGAAAUGGACUUGGCUGAUGCAGUGCACAGUCUGGUAGAGCAGGGGGUUGUGUCGGCGUUGCUGAGCGGUCUGGUUGACUGUGACAGACCUGUGGGACUGAAGGCCUGUCGCCUGCUCAGAACACUCAGAGACACAAUCUGCCUCCAGGACACACCUGCUGCCCUGGCAACAGCCACCAGGGUGGCCUGUGAACUGCCCGGGUCAGGCUGGGGGCGUGAGAUCAGAAAAAUCCUGGAGAAGAAAUGUGACUGGAGCAAGUGUGAGAGCGAGGAAGAUGACAGUGUGUGUGUUGGUGUGUAUGAGGCGUUGAGGUCUCUGGGUUUAGAUGAGAAGCUUGCCAUUCUGACCCAAAGCAGUGACCAUGUCCACAACUCCCCUCUGUCCCUGCUGCAGGACAUACUGAGCACCAGUGACACACACACUCAACCAGGUACACAGCCUGGACAGGAGGUCAUAGUUGACUGCUACUGACACACACACACACACACACACACACACACACACACACACACACACAUACUCUCACUGCCUUUGGAGCAAAAUCCUAAAACAGUUUCUUACUAAAUUUAAUAUGCAGCAAUUAAAGGUUUGAUCAGUAAUUUAAAUCAAACUGCUGAAAGAAACAAAUAGAGUCAGCGUUCAAGUUCAAAUGCUUUGAAUCAAAUCAUUUACAAUACAGAAAGAACAACAUUUAAUAUUGUGGUGAUUUAACCGAAUACUAUAAAUUACAACUUUUUGUCAAAGAUGUUUUAUAGAAUCUUGCAAACCUUACAAGGAUAAGUGGUUUGGAAAAUGAAUGAAUGAAUGUUUUAUAGAAUAAAUUGUGUUGUCUGUUUUUUCACAUUUAAUAAGAAAAAGGAUAAUCUUGUAUUAUUGCAAUUGUUAAUAUGAAUAAACCUUUUUGCUAGAA